AUGGAAAUUAUAAGGGACAAAAGAUUACAGUGGGCUGGGCAUACUUGGCGAAGUUUAAAUCUGCUUAUGCGUACAGUACUUGAAGUAAACCCUACUGGAAAAAAUCAUUGUAAGACCACAAUGAAGAGUGUAAUUUGGAGUGACUUAGUCAGGAGGAACGUGGAAGCGUUAGGAGAAGAUACGGACUGGAAGAUUCAGGCUUUUAAAAAGGAAAACUGGAACAAAGCUGUAUGA
Messenger RNA from Cinara cedri, 234 nucleotides. The record is from the annotation of a GenBank genome assembly. NCBI's taxonomy places the organism in Eukaryota, Metazoa, Arthropoda, Insecta, Hemiptera, Aphididae.